Molecule: messenger RNA, 564 nt
Organism: Wallemia mellicola CBS 633.66
Lineage: Eukaryota; Fungi; Basidiomycota; Wallemiomycetes; Wallemiales; Wallemiaceae
Product: Spc24-domain-containing protein
Exons: 2
Coding region: 1-564 (187 amino acids)
Source: RefSeq, a predicted model, not a curated record
AUGCGUGAAGUGCUCACGAUGGACUUGCUUAACCCGGAAUCAGACGCGACUGGUUUGGAACAGAUCGACCAGUUGAUGAAAUUGAGAGCCAACGAACGCCAGAAAUCUAGAGACAACGCUAAACAAUCUUUAAGAAAUCUCACGCGACAACUAGAGAAUGCUAGAUUAGCUGCUAAUAGACCAAAUACCGUACCUACACCUGAAGAGCAUCAGGAGAAUAUGUUUCAACAGGAUAACAAAAAGUUCCAAUUGGCCAAUUCUAUCACCGAACUGGAACAGUCGUUGACUAAAUGUGAAUCUACUUUGAACAAACUUAAAGAAGAGUGGUCUGAAUUACAAACAAUCAGGCCAGCAGAUGAACAUUCGAUGGAUCAAGUAGUCCUUAGAUUAAAGAUAUUACGCGAUUUAGGUUUUGAAAUAGUGACAGAUGAUCACACAGGUAAAGUCAAUAAAGUGCUCGUACGUAACGACGAGUCAAACGACCUCAAUAGCGUUAUUUUAGAUAAAAAUGCUAGUGCUUUUUUCCAUAGUAAUUACUUGUGGAAACUCGCCGGAUCAGAGUAG